Lodderomyces margitis is the source of this 981-nucleotide messenger RNA. RefSeq names its product putative ADP-ribose 1''-phosphate phosphatase. The record is from RefSeq and is a predicted model, not a curated record. The coding region runs from base 1 to 981 and encodes 326 amino acids. The transcript has a single exon. Lineage: Eukaryota; Fungi; Ascomycota; Pichiomycetes; Serinales; Debaryomycetaceae.
AUGAAGUUUAUUUUACUAGAUUCCAACCAAUUAAUAAUCCAAUGUUGGAAACACCAUUACCAAACCUGUCUCAAAAUCGUCCACCAUUAUAACUUAUCACUCAAACCAAUAACUGCAUCGACUUCAGCAGCAGCAGCAGAAGCAACAACAACAACAACAACACCCUCUAAUCCUAAUGAAUUUGAAUUUUAUGGAGGUAACAUUGAAGACUUUGUCUUCAAUCAAACACUUACAGGUAAUACAUCUACUGUUACCCCCACCAACUCAUUAAGUUAUAUGGGUGGAGGGUAUGACAAAUAUCUACUCCAAAGCAUGCUACUAGGUACAAAUACAACUGAUUACAAGACAGUUGAGCAUUUAAUUCAAGAGAGUAAAUUGCAAGAAGGCAAUGGAUACUUGAUUCCUAAUCAUAUCUACAUGACUAACCUAUUGCAAUUGCCAGUUUAUCGAGGGUAUAAUUAUCGCGACUCAUUAAUGUACCAGAACUUACGAGUGUCUCAGAUAAUUCAAAUACCCACAAUGGUAGUUCCAGAAAAGAUCCAUUCAGUAAGUCACUUGUUUGAUUCAAUGUGGAGUUUGUUAUCACACGUACGACAGUAUAAUGGGAAAAGAGAAGGAGGAGAAGAUGUAAAUGCCAAAAGUGUACAUCAAAUUGACAAUCUAAUCAUCCCAGGAAUAGGUACAGGAUAUGGACACUUAAAUGAAUAUGAACUGACAAAAAUUAUGAUAUUUGCCAUAUUUUUAUUCAAUUUAGAUUUAGGCUCAGAUAAUUAUCGAUUAAACCAAUUAAAGAAAUCAUUAUUGAUUUUAUUCUUUUUCAAUAAAGACUAUCGAUUAUUUAAAAAUCAUCAAGAUAUACAAGAAUUGGAAAGUUUGGUUAGUGAUUAUGGGAAAAAUGUUGAAUUUAAGUCAGACUCUGAUUCAGAUUCAGAUCCAACUGUUAUGGAACUAGAUGAGGUUUUCAAAUGUAUUAAAUUUUGA